Molecule: messenger RNA, 738 nt
Organism: Salpingoeca rosetta
Lineage: Eukaryota; Choanoflagellata; Craspedida; Salpingoecidae
Exons: 8
Coding region: 1-738 (245 amino acids)
Cellular component (GO): nucleus
Source: RefSeq, a predicted model, not a curated record
AUGAGUGAGGAGAAGAAGAAGCUGUCGUCCUUCCUGACGGCGAUUGAGAAGGUGAAGGAAGAGGAUAGUGUGUGGACAAGCGAUAAGCAGAUUGAUCGCUUGCUGAGGCCAGGCGCCAAGUACAGAAAUCUCAACCCUUACGAGGUGUUGCAAGUCAGCCCUGAUGAUGACGAGAAGAAGAUCAAACGGCAGUUUCGAAAGCUGUCGUUUCUAGUGCAUCCGGACAAGAACCCGGAGAAGGUGGACCAAGCAAAACUCGCCUUCGAUGUCGUCAACACCGCAUAUCAGACCCUGCAGGAUGAGGAGAAGAUGGACUGGGUUCAUCUCAUUUACCGCGAGGCCGAAGAAGAGUUCCCCCACAUGUUGGAGCAGCGGCGCAAGGAAGCAAAAAAGAAGAAAGAAACAAUCCCUGAAGACACGAGCGAAGAGCAGCACAAGGAGUCGUUCCGGCGCUUUCUGAUGAAGAAGUUUGCGGAUAUGGAGAUUGAGAAGCAGAAGAUCCUGUCCCGCGACUACAAGCAAGCGCAAAAGGAGCGGCAGGCCAAAGAGGAGGAGAUUGCAAAGGCAAAAGCAGAGAAGGAGGCGAGAAAGGAAUGGGAGGCUGGGCGGGAGGAGCGUGUGACGUCGUGGAUGAAGUUUGCAGAGGCGAAGAAGAAGACCAAGAAGAAGAAGAAGAAAACCAAAGGCUUUACCGGCGGCUUGCGACCCCCAAAACUCAAGACAGAGAAGCGCUCGUAA